UUCGGGUAGCGUCGUUCCCCCGCAACGGCCACCCUAUAAAAGCGGCCGUAACGGAAUUUUCUGCAAUCACAUUCGUUUGGCAAGCCUCUUAACCGGUCGCGCUGAACGACGACUGAUAUUUAAUUAAUUUAUAUUCUACGUUAAGUUCAACAAAACUCAAUUCAAAAUGCGUGAGUGCAUCUCAGUACACGUUGGACAAGCCGGAGUCCAGAUCGGUAAUGCCUGCUGGGAAUUAUAUUGCCUUGAGCAUGGAAUCCAGCCUGAUGGCCAGAUGCCCACAGACAAGACCGUGGGCGGUGGUGAUGACUCCUUCAACACCUUCUUCAGCGAGACCGGUGCCGGCAAGCACGUCCCCAGGGCUGUGUUUGUUGACUUGGAACCCACAGUAGUUGAUGAGGUCCGCACUGGCACAUACAGACAGUUGUUUCAUCCAGAACAACUUAUCACUGGUAAGGAAGAUGCGGCCAACAACUACGCCCGUGGUCACUACACCAUCGGCAAGGAAAUCGUAGACCUAGUCCUCGACCGCAUCCGUAAGCUCGCCGACCAGUGCACCGGUCUCCAGGGCUUCCUUAUCUUCCACUCCUUCGGUGGAGGUACUGGAUCUGGUUUCACUUCCCUCCUGAUGGAGCGACUCUCCGUGGACUACGGCAAGAAGUCCAAGCUGGAGUUCGCCAUCUACCCGGCGCCUCAGGUGUCCACCGCUGUCGUGGAGCCCUACAACUCCAUCCUCACCACCCACACCACCCUUGAGCACUCCGACUGCGCCUUCAUGGUCGACAACGAGGCCAUCUACGACAUCUGCCGCCGCAACCUCGACAUCGAGCGCCCCACGUACACCAACCUGAACCGUCUCAUCGGGCAGAUCGUGUCCUCCAUCACGGCCUCCCUGCGCUUCGACGGCGCCCUCAACGUCGAUCUUACCGAGUUCCAGACCAACUUGGUGCCCUACCCCCGUAUCCACUUCCCUCUGGUCACAUACGCCCCGGUCAUCUCUGCCGAGAAGGCGUACCACGAGCAGCUGUCGGUGGCUGAAAUCACCAACGCAUGCUUCGAGCCCGCCAACCAGAUGGUCAAGUGCGACCCUCGUCACGGCAAGUACAUGGCUUGCUGCAUGUUGUACCGUGGUGACGUCGUCCCUAAGGACGUGAACGCCGCCAUCGCCACCAUCAAGACCAAGCGUACCAUCCAGUUCGUCGACUGGUGUCCCACUGGUUUCAAGGUCGGUAUCAACUACCAGCCCCCGACCGUGGUGCCCGGCGGAGACUUGGCCAAGGUGCAGCGUGCCGUGUGCAUGUUGUCCAACACCACCGCCAUCGCCGAGGCCUGGGCUCGCCUGGACCACAAGUUCGACCUUAUGUACGCCAAGCGCGCCUUCGUACACUGGUACGUCGGUGAGGGUAUGGAGGAGGGAGAGUUCUCCGAGGCCCGUGAGGACUUGGCUGCCCUCGAGAAGGACUACGAAGAGGUCGGCAUGGACUCCGCCGAGGGUGAGGGUGAGGGAGCCGAGGAAUACUAAGCUCCUGAACUUGUCACGAAGCACUCACACCGAUACAUUCCGGUGAAAUGAAAUAAACAAAAAAUUAUGUUGAAACUA
Molecule: messenger RNA, 1597 nt
Organism: Spodoptera frugiperda (fall armyworm)
Lineage: Eukaryota; Metazoa; Arthropoda; Insecta; Lepidoptera; Noctuidae
Gene: Tua1
Product: tubulin alpha chain
Exons: 3
Coding region: 167-1519 (450 amino acids)
Biological process (GO): microtubule cytoskeleton organization; mitotic cell cycle
Cellular component (GO): microtubule; cytoplasm
Molecular function (GO): structural constituent of cytoskeleton; GTP binding
Source: RefSeq, a predicted model, not a curated record